CCGCCCCCUUGCCCGGGCCUUCCUGGGGCCACAAGCUGUGGAGGCGAUGGCAUCUCUAUACUUGUCCGAUGCCCCCUGCUCGUGCGACUGCUUUGUCUCCCUACCCCCGGCCUCCGCCAUCCCUGCGGUCAUCUUUGCCAAGAACUCAGACCGGCCCCGGGAUGAGGUGCAGGAGGUGGUGCUGGUCCCUUCUGGGACCCAUGCUCCAGGGAGCCGGCUCCAGUGCACAUACAUCGAGGUGGAUCAAGUGGAGAGGACCCAUGCAGUGAUCCUGAGCCGGCCAGCCUGGCUGUGGGGGGCUGAGAUGGGGGCCAAUGAACAUGGUGUCUGCAUUGGCAACGAGGCUGUAUGGACUCAAGAGCCAGUGGGUCAGGAAGAGGCCCUUCUUGGCAUGGACCUGCUCAGGCUAGGAUUAGAACGGGGCAGCUCGGCCCAGGAAGCCUUGACGGUCAUCACCAACUUGCUGGAGCAAUAUGGGCAAGGGGGCAGCUGUCGAGAGGACCCGACCCCCUUCUGCUACCACAACACCUUUCUGCUGGCUGACCGAAAAGAGGCCUGGGUGCUGGAAACAGCCGGGAAACUAUGGGCCGCACAGAGAAUCCGAGAGGGUGCCCGGAACAUCUCCAACCAACUGAGCAUCGGCACAGACAUCACCGCUGAACACCCGGAGCUGCGGGCCCAUGCCCAGAAACAGGGCUGGUGGGAUGGGCAAACUACCUUUGACUUUGCCCGUGUCUUCUCACUGGUCCAUCAGCCUGUGCGCAUGGAGGCUGCCAAGGCACGAUUCCAGGCUGGUCGGGAACUCCUGAUGAAGCAGCAGCAAGGUAGCAUCACAGCUAUGACAAUGAUGGGCAUCCUUCGGAAUAAGGAGAGUGGCAUCUGUAUGGAUUCUGGAGGCUUCCGAACUACAGCCAGCAUGGUGUCUGUCCUGCCCCGGGACCCCAACCAGCCCUGUGUCCAUUUCCUCACUGCCACACCAGACCCCUCCAGGUCAGUGUUCAAACCUUUUGUGUUUGGGGCUGAGGUGGCUCAGGCCCCCCAGGUGUUGUCCCCUACUUUUGGGAACAAAGAUCCUGUUCGGACUCACCCACGCUUUCAGACCCAGGUGGAUCGCCGACACCUACUCUACCGUGGGCACCAAGCAGCCCUGGGGAGCAUGGAGAGUGACCAGGAACAAGGACUGCAGCUCCAGAAGAAACAGCAGGAUCUGGAGCAGGAAGGACAGGAGGUUCUGAGGAAGCUACUGGCUGGGGAAAGGGCCCUCUCUCCCCAGCAGCUGGCCAGCCUCUUCCAGGCCUUUGUAGAAAAGGAGAGCCAAGUUUAUGGUCAACAACUGUAGCCCCUCCAGCGGAGUCUCUCCCUGGGGCCCAGAUUUCCUUGUUCAUCAGGCUGCGGGAGGUUGCAUUUUCUUCGUUUGCCAUGGACCUUGCCCUGACCUAACAGUUCUGCCUCAAUAAACUUGUUUUUCUUCUCCCUG
Molecule: messenger RNA, 1477 nt
Organism: Vombatus ursinus (common wombat)
Lineage: Eukaryota; Metazoa; Chordata; Mammalia; Diprotodontia; Vombatidae
Gene: SCRN2
Product: secernin 2
Exons: 8
Coding region: 47-1339 (430 amino acids)
Biological process (GO): proteolysis
Molecular function (GO): cysteine-type exopeptidase activity; dipeptidase activity
Source: RefSeq, a predicted model, not a curated record